UCUGGUCCCGAGAGCCGGCUAUGGAGGCGCCGCGCUGUGGAAUGACACCCCGCGGGUACAGUGUCUUUGAAGAUGAAACAAUGCGGCUUCGACAGCUAAAACUGGACAAUCAGAGAGCGCUGCUGGAGAAGAAGCAGAGAAAAAAGCGCCUUGAGCCACUCAUGGUGCAGCCAAACCCUGAAGCCAGGCUGCGUUGGUCCAAGCCAAGGGGUAGUGAGGAUCAGACUCCUCUGGUGGAUCCCUGUCCCCCUCACAGCGAUGUCUUCCUGCACGGCAUUGAUGGGCCAGCCGCCUCCCUGAAGCCAGAUGCCCAAGAGCUGGAAACCAAAAUUCAUGUUCUCUCCAUAGGCUCUGCUGCUACAGAAGAGGAGACUAAAGGCGGUGCUGAUGGGGAGAGCACUUUGGAGACCGUUCCCAAGCCAGAUCUGCAGGAGAUUCUUCAAAAACACGGUAUUUCAAGCAGUUUGAAUUUUGAUGAGGAAGAAAGUGAUGGUGAGGAAGAAGAAGGAAAAAAAUCAAGUCCGCAUUCCCCACAUUCAGAAACAGGAAGACCCAGUUCUGCCUCCAGCCAGAAAUCAGCCAAGGAUACAGGUGUUUCUGGAACUGCUGCCCAACAGGCUGAGCAGCAGCUGGGGGAUGUGGAGAACCUGGAGGAGUUUGCGUACAGCCCUGCCCCUCGGGGCAUCACCGUGAAGUGCCGGGUGACCCGGUACAAGAGAGGAGUGGAUCAGGGGCUCUUCCCCACCUACUACAUGUUCUUGGAAAAAGGAGAAAAUCAGAAGACAUUUCUUCUUGCAGGUAGAAAACGGAAAAAGAGCAAAACAUCCAACUACCUGAUCUCUACUGACCCAACGAAUCUGUCUCGGGAAGGAGAAAGUUACAUUGGCAAGCUCAGAUCCAACCUCAUGGGGACCAAGUUCACAGUCUACGAUCAUGGUGUCAACCCCAUGAAGGCCCAGGGCCUGGUGGAGAAGGUGCACACCCGGCAGGAGCUGGCCGCCGUCUGCUACGAAACAAAUGUGCUUGGAUUCAAAGGCCCCAGGAAAAUGUCUGUGAUCAUUCCUGGGAUGAAUAUGAAUCAUGAACGGAUCCCGUUUCAGCCACGAAAUGACCACGAGAGCUUGCUUUCAAAGUGGCAGAACAAGAGCAUGGAGAACCUGAUCGAACUACACAACAAGGCCCCCGUGUGGAAUGACGACACUCACUCGUACGUCCUGAACUUCCAUGGCCGGGUCACCCAGGCGUCUGUGAAGAACUUCCAGAUAGUCCACGCCAAUGACCCAGGUCCAACGGGCGCUCCUCCAAGCCGAGCCUUGGAGGGCAAGGCCGGCACCAUUACCUCCAACGAGUGGAGCUCUCCUAACUCCCCCGAGGGGAGCAACAUCUCUGGGGGCAGCCAAGCACUGGACAAGCCCAUCGACAAUGAUGCUGAGGGUGUGUGGAGCCCAGACAUCGAGCAGAGCUUUCAGGAGGCUCUGGCCAUCUACCCACCCUGUGGCCGGCGCAAGAUCAUCCUGUCGGACGAGGGCAAGAUGUAUGGGCGGAAUGAGCUGAUUGCCCGCUACAUCAAGCUUCGGACAGGGAAGACCCGCACCAGGAAGCAGGUCUCCAGCCACAUCCAGGUGCUGGCUCGUCGCAAAGCCCGUGAAAUCCAGGCCAAGCUCAAGGAUCAGGCAGCUAAGGACAAGGCCCUGCAGAGCAUGGCUACCAUGUCGUCCGCCCAGAUCAUCUCGGCCACGGCCUUCCACAAUAAAGUGGCCCUUGCCCGGGGCCCAGGCUAUCCAGCAGUCUCAGGGCUCCCGCUGGUUCAAACACACAGCCUCACUCCCAGCCCAGGCCCUUGCUCUGUCUCCACCAUGUGUUCACUCCCCACGUGUGCUCAGUGCCCCGCUGACUCUGCACUUUUUAUCCUCCCCCAGUUUUGGCAGGGAGCUUUGCCAGGCCAAGCCGGAACGUCCCAUGAUGUGAAACCUUUCUCUCAACAGCCCUACCCUGUCCAGCCUUCACUAACUCUACCAGGGUUUGAGUCUCCUGCAGGACCCACGCCGUCACCCUCAGCGCCGUCAGCACCCCCGUGGCAGGGCCGCACCGUGGCCAGCUCCAAGCUGUGGAUGUUGGAGUUCUCAGCCUUCCUGGAGCAGCAGCAGGACGCGGACACGUACAACAAGCACCUGUUCGUACACAUCGGCCAGUCAAGCCCGAGCUACAGUGACCCCUACCUCGAAGCCGUGGACAUCCGCCAGAUCUACGACAAAUUCCCAGAGAAGAAGGGAGGCCUCAAGGAGCUCUUUGAACGGGGACCCUCCAAUGCCUUUUUCCUGGUGAAGUUCUGGGCAGACCUCAACACCAACCUCGACGACGAAGGCAGCUCCUUCUACGGGGUCUCCAGCCAGUACGAGAGCCCCGAGAACAUGAUCAUCACCUGCUCCACCAAGGUCUGCUCUUUCGGCAAGCAGGUGGUGGAGAAGGUCGAGACAGAGUAUGCCCACUACGAGAACGGCCACUACUCGUACCGCAUCCACCGCUCUCCGCUCUGUGAGUACAUGAUCAACUUCAUCCACAAGCUCAAGCACCUGCCCGAGAAGCACAUGAUGAACAGUGUGCUGGAGAACUUCACCAUCCUGCAGGUGGUCACCAACAGGGACACGCAGGAGACCCUGCUGUGCAUUGCCUACGUCUUCGAGGUGUCGGCCAGCGAGCACGGGGCCCAACACCACAUCUACCGGCUGGUGAAAGAAUGAGACUUGGGGAGCAGGGCGCGUGGUGGCGGGGAGGGCACCUGCACGGAUAGCCUCCUGAAGUGCUAAGGGAGGUUGGAACCGCCCUGGCGGGUGACUCUUCCUGCCCCAGCCACAAACUGUGCCUCAGCCUGCAGUGCCCAACCCCCAAUAAAUCCACAGUCUUGUGUAUUUUCAGAGGAA
Messenger RNA from Ochotona princeps (American pika), 2921 nucleotides. RefSeq names its product TEA domain transcription factor 4 (gene TEAD4). The record is from RefSeq and is a predicted model, not a curated record. Lineage: Eukaryota; Metazoa; Chordata; Mammalia; Lagomorpha; Ochotonidae. Gene Ontology annotation, biological process: DNA-templated transcription; hippo signaling; regulation of transcription by RNA polymerase II. The transcript is spliced from 21 exons. The coding region runs from base 21 to 2741 and encodes 906 amino acids. Gene Ontology annotation, cellular component: transcription regulator complex; cilium. Gene Ontology annotation, molecular function: RNA polymerase II cis-regulatory region sequence-specific DNA binding; DNA-binding transcription factor activity, RNA polymerase II-specific.